Molecule: messenger RNA, 777 nt
Organism: Saccharomycopsis crataegensis
Lineage: Eukaryota; Fungi; Ascomycota; Saccharomycetes; Ascoideales; Saccharomycopsidaceae
Gene: YML6
Product: mitochondrial 54S ribosomal protein uL4m YML6
Exons: 2
Coding region: 1-777 (258 amino acids)
Biological process (GO): translation
Cellular component (GO): ribosome
Molecular function (GO): structural constituent of ribosome
Source: RefSeq, a predicted model, not a curated record
AUGUUCAAACCAAUACUUCGCGCUCCCGUAUCACAAAGCAUAAGAUCGUUGUCAACUGAAUCGACAAAGAAAGUGCUUCCUAACUUUACUGAAUUACCAAAAUAUGUGUUGAGUUCUGUGAGAUCAUUCCCAUCAUUGGAACCAAAAUCCAUCAUUCCAGUCAGUAGAAAAUUCAUCAACGCCCCUUUGCGUCGUGAUAUAUUAUGGAAAGCGGUGGUUCACGAAGCCAAUGCCGCCAGAGUCGGGUCAUCAAAUGCUCCAGGCCGUUCAGAAAACGGGCUUUCUAGAAGAAAAGUCUUGCCACAAAAGGGUACCGGUAAAGCCAGAGCUGGUGAUGCCAAUUCCCCAAUCAGAAUUGGUGGUGGUAGAGCCCAUGCCAGACAUGCUCCAAACGAUUACACAACAGAAAUUCCAGUCAAAGUAUACUCAUCGGCAAUUAAGGUGGCCCUCAGUGACAAGUACAGAAAUGGUAGACUUUUCAUCGUUGGUGGUGAAACUCCUCUCGAAGAAUGCGAAUCAAACGUAACAGAAUUCAUUUCCAAUGACCCACUCGCUGCAAACCAAUUUUUGUUGAAGCAUCAGCUAACUAAAACAAAUUUACUUUUCAUCGUCAAUGAACCAAGACCAAACUUACAAGACGCUACUGAAAGUAACGAAAGAAUCGACAUCAUCUCUAAAGAAUUUAUCGAAGUCAGAGACAUCUUGAGAUCACAAUAUACUUUCAUUGAAAUGGAUGCUCUAAAAUAUCUCGCUGAUGUUUACGGGAAGGAGAACUGA